GGGACGGCUCCCAAAGCGGCGGCGUCGUCGGAACUGUCCCAGAAGGUGCCGUCGGAGAUACGGUGUCUGAUGCAGCCGAAAUUUAGACAUGGGCGAAUCUCGCUCGGGCCCUGGCCUUUUUGCGCCUUGUCGUCCCUCCGUAUGCGUAUUGGCUCAAGCCGUUUGGAUUGACGGUAUGUUUGCUCAAGUUGGCUUUUGGGCGUGUUUUGAUGGAGACGUGAUGUCCUAUGUACUGAAGGCCUCUUUGACUUUAUCUACCUUGCCUUGGCUGUUGGUGGUUCUUCUGUGGCAUACCGCCCAUCAUCUUCUGCGGCAGCCCGUAGAGGAUCUUCUGCGAUCUUAUGCGGCAGUCUCCUUUACACUUGCCGCACCGUCGACGGGCAGAUGCACCAGUGACGCCAGCCUGGUGCACUUCUUCUCGCACCUGUCCUCCCCCGAUCCCGAGAGGCAGCGGCUCUUCGCGGAGGCCGGAAGGAUAGAUAUUUUAAAUGGGUACGCGUCCAGCUCGAUUUGGAUCGACAGGGUUCACACCUACACCGAGCUGCCGCCCGAAUUGUUGGGCGACGCGCGCUGGGAGAAGCAUCUGAAUGCUUCGAGGGGCCACGGCUUCUGGUUCUGGAACGUAGGCUUGGCGAAUCUCCUCAUGAAGUCUGGACGGAUCUGUGACCGCGACGUAUUGAUAUAUCCGGAUUCGGAUUUUGCUUGCUUCGCCAAGCCGCAGUUCGACGCUUACAUUCAAGGGGUGGUUUCUCUAUUGGAAGCGACAAGCGUCGACAUGGUUGUGCAGCCCCAGCCGGAGAGAUUCAUGGAGCGAAAGUGGACGAAGGGUGACGUUUUCCGUCGGUUCGGUACUGAUUGGAGGAGCUAUGAAUUUGGUGGUUCGGACCAAAUUACGAGUCAGCGUUUUGCUCUGAGAGUCAACAAUCGUACUCGCGAGUUCCUUGAUCAAUGGGAGACGUUGGCAUCUGAUUUCCAGCUAAUCUCAGAUGCAACAUCGAUAUCACCCGACCCGCCAGGUAGCGUUCAUUACCGACAUGACCAGAGCUUAUUUUCGAUGCUGGUCAAGGCCACGGUGGCGUCAACGUCUCACAUGCGGUUUGGUGUGGCUAAUUUGACAAUUUCAAUGGGCGACGGUUUCGGGCAUGUACAUCCGCAGUGCCAUGACGCUGCCACAGUUGUACGACCAUGGCAACUGGAGUUGCAAAAUCAAAGUAACAACCCAAAGGCCAUGCAAACACGUCCGAAUGCUUAAUCCCCUGAGCCAAGACUACACAAUACUGCCAACUCUCUGGACGGCAUACAUCUCAACGUCGGCUGCCCAGUUUUGGAUCGUGCGCUGCUUAGUAUUGCCCGCCAUAGAAAUCGCGAGGUUCAACUUCGAGACUGUGUUCCCUCGGACUGCAACGAAGGAGCGCCAUUCGUGCUGGUGAGCAUUGUAUCGGACAAUGCCUUUCCUGCGUGCCGCCAUGUCGGGCGCCCCUAUAUGCUCGCGCCUGUGCACUUCCGUUUCCCUCCAGUUCCUCCUUCUUCCUCGUCCAUAUAUUCUUACUCCGUGUUUUAUAUUCCUCGUGGCCUCUCUUAAUCUUUCACCCUUUUGCUUUCAUUCAUCUCCUCGAGCCGACGGUCGGGCUCCGCUUAGUGGCGGUGCACGCGGGCUCGGUCCCAGAGGCCUCCUAGAGGGUCACCAGACAACCCCACAUGCGUCGCUCACGUAUUGCCGUGCUUCGCACGUCCAGUACCAAGGUCUGGGGUAGGGAAUGCUUCCUUGCAGUACUGUGUGUACGUAUGCUGGACCGUGCGUCAUCUCUGCGCAUACUAACAGUGCAGUGCUGACGGAUAUCAGACAGCUGAGCCUGAGUUCAACUCUUCGGGUUUUCGGGAGGAAGCCCCCCGCAGACAUAGGCAGCACUUGCACGUGGCUGUUUAUGGAGGUGGGCUGCCGUCCGACACCGUCCGUUGCUCAAGUUUCUCGGUGAUUUCCUAACCGACCCUUUUCACCCUUCCAUGCUUCACACUUCGCUGACACAGUUUAGGGGAUUUUUCCGUGCAGCACUGUGUGUACGUAUGUUUGAUCAUGUGUUCUCUCUGCGUGUACUAACAGUGCAGUGCUAACAGAUACAAUGACAGUUGAGCCUGACUUCAACCUCGGUGGCGAUCGGAAAGAGGC
Prorocentrum cordatum is the source of this 2167-nucleotide messenger RNA. NCBI's taxonomy places the organism in Eukaryota, Dinophyceae, Prorocentrales, Prorocentraceae. The record is from the annotation of a GenBank genome assembly.